Messenger RNA from Amyelois transitella, 7739 nucleotides. It is a transcript of the gene Rif1, whose product is annotated as telomere-associated protein RIF1. Gene Ontology annotation, biological process: telomere maintenance. Gene Ontology annotation, cellular component: nucleus. The coding region runs from base 140 to 6652 and encodes 2170 amino acids. The record is from RefSeq and is a predicted model, not a curated record. NCBI's taxonomy places the organism in Eukaryota, Metazoa, Arthropoda, Insecta, Lepidoptera, Pyralidae. The transcript has 12 exons.
UCAAAUUGAAUUGUGUCCGUGUCAAUAAAAAAAGUCGAAAAAAUGUUAUCUUUAUAUAAAGAAAUAUCUACUUUGUUAAAUAAGAAGCCCUGUAUAACUUAUUAUUUUUAAUUUAGUUGGAUAUUCAGAAAAAGCAGCCAUGCCUGAAGACAUGGGUACAGAACUUAAAAAGGUUCUAGAUGUCUUAGAAGAUGACACAUUUGACACACCAAUAUUAAGACAUCAGAAAUACAAAGUGUUACAAAAUGUAUUAGACAGUGAUGCAGAAUUAAACUUAACUGAUAUACAAAGAGUGCUAGCUGUUUGCUCUCAUAACAUAAAGGAUGAUAAGAAAUAUAGUGGCCAUUCACUAAACAUUAUUUCUUCAAUUCUAAAAAGAAUUAAGACAGGCCAAUUUGCAACAGUACCUGAUCUCUUGCCAUCAGCAUUAGCAAUCAUUAAAAUAAUGAAAACCACAGUUUUGGUAAGCAAAGCUGAGUCUUUGCAGAACUUGUGCUUUGAUACACUCAUGUUAUACCCUGAUGAAAUACUGGUGACUAUUGCUACUUCACACAUAGCGGAUGUGAUUGAACUCUUUCAACUGUACUGUCAUCAAAGAGUGUCUACGGAUGCUAGAUUGUUGCCUAGUGCUUUAUUGACAAAGCUGCUUAAAAUACUGCCACAAGAAAAAAGAACAAUAUUUGUUAAGGAUAACAUUGCGACUUGGUUCACAAAAUUUAUACCAUCAAUUUUGAAUUCAGAGUUGUGUGGUUUGAAUAAUGUUAAACAUUUUGAAGCUCUGGAGUUGUUGGCAGAGGAAUUGCAGCUUAUUGAAUAUUCUGAUAACCCACACUGGUGUAUACUAUUUGGAUGUAUUUAUAACCCAAAAAAAUAUCCGCUUAUCAUGAAAAGCCUUUUAGAUGCUGGCAAUCCCUAUUGGAACAGAUUAUGGAUUGCCUUUAUAAAAUUGUUAAAAAAUCAGAUCACACGUAGCAAUACGCAAGGAAGCCCUAUCAAUGCACUUUUACCAGUUGUGGAAUCGGCAUUUAAAAUGGAUGUACCAAAUAGAUGCCGAGCAUUUAAAUGUUGGGAAGUGCUCAUAGACAAUUUUUCUAAAGAAACCAAUGAGGUUUAUAUAGCCAAGAGAUUAAAGCUGUUAAUAAUACCGCUCCAUUCAAAUAACGCUAAAGUGGAGGAAACUGCAAUAGCCAAAUUGAACACAUGGUGGCAUUUGAUUAGACAGUUUCAAAAGAAAUUAAAUAAAUUUUUUGAUUCUGUUGUAAUAGCUUUUUUGAAUUUCUGCUUUGGUAAGAAUGUUGUGACACCGAAAGCUAAUUUUGUACCUGGAUUGAUCUCGAAUAAAGUUAAGAAGAUGUGCAUUGAAGCUUUCAUUAAUAUUGCUGGUCAUGUGGGCUGUUCCGGAUGCUGUAGUGUACCUGGAUUGGAUGUUAAACUGAUGAAUACUCAGGAGUUGGUAUGUUAUUGGAAUAACUUUGCAUACUGCCUUCGUAUUGUUAUAACUAUAGCUGCAGAUAAUGCAGUUGGUGUGACAACACAACAGGUGCAAUGCUUGUGGAAGUCCUUUGUGUUGACUAUUGGAGAGUUGCCCGAAAACAAUGUCAGAAGAGACAUAUUUAAUGAGUUACUGUCGGUGCUGGAAAAUUUGACACAGGUUGGUCAAAAUGCUGAUGAUGCUGGAAACAUUCAGUUGCCAAGUGUGGUACUAAAUUUAAUUUUUACAUUAUUCACUAAUGACAACAAGAAAAUUAUGUCUCUUCUCACUUCAAUGCAAGCAAAUGAGGGUCCAAUGUUUAAAAUUUUGUCCAUAAUUUUAGGACCAAUAUCAAAAUAUCUAUAUGAUAAGAAUGAUAGUGCAGGUUCAGUUAGCAAGUUGAAACCUGUUACAAAUUGCAUUUUGAACGAAAAAGUGUGUGAUGUGAGCAAUAUUGUUGAUGAUUGGUUGAUGAAGAAUUUAUCACCCAAUGAUAAUACACUCACGAUAUGGACCGCCUUAGCUCAAUCAAUACACGAAAAUAGUACUAAAAAAGACACAUUGAAUCUGAAAAACAUCUUAUUGUGGCCUUUGCAAAACAUGGGCAGAUUAACUGAUCUCGAAAUGGCAUCAUCGGCUUGGUAUAAUCUAUAUAUUUUGGCUUAUACAAACAACAGCAGUGUCGAUCACGAAAUCUCGAAAUUAAUUAAAACCAUGAAAAUCACAGACAAUAAUAAAGUUUUUGCGCUAAAUGCGUCACUAGCCAUUUUGAAAUUAAAAUUGGUACAAAGCAAUAUUUCAGGAAAUAACUUUGAGGAAGACAUACAUGUAAUUAAGGAUGCUAUGUCAAAGUUAGAAGAUUAUAUAUGCAUCGGAGAAAUCCUUCUAGUUCUUGUAGAUACCCUCAUACUUUUAACAAGUAAAAUUGCAGAAAUUCCCAAUGAUAAUGCCUCGGAACAUGCACUUAUAACUACAAUCAAAAUUUUGACUUUUUUGAAACAACAAUCACCAGAUGUUGUCAAAGGAUUACUUCAAUUUAUAGAGCAAGUACACAAAAAUAUUCGUUCAUUUCUUAAAAAUACGAGUUCUUCACAAUUGAAACAAAAAAUUAUAAAUGAAUUGGUAAAAUACGCAACACUUGAUAGUAAACACCAGCAUACAGAAAUCACCCUUUUUGUUAAGUCAUGUCUGGGUGAGGUAGAAGAAACUGAUAAAUCGUUUUACACAAGUAUGGAAACAAUCUUAAAUAGUUUAGAAAAGCAAACAGACUUUAAGAAAAAUAUUAAUUUUACAACACCAGUCACUAAAGCUAUAACUAGAAAAGCAAAGAAGAGGGAAGCUAGCAUAGUAAAUACUGUAGUUGAGAAUGGGGAAGAGUAUGUUGUAGUGAAGUCAAAUUGGAAAUUCAAUCCUAGAAAAUUGACCGAAAACCAGAAGGAAAAAUUACAAAGAAAAAGAGAAGAUAUACCAGCUCUCUAUCAAGAUUUAUCUCAGUCUCAAGAUGAGUUUAAAAUGAUAACAUGGAAAACCGAUUCCCAAGAUAGCUCAACAACAAAUAGUUCAAAAUCAAGUUUAAAAACUGGCGAACAACCGGCUUCUAUUCUUAAAUUUAUGCCUAGUUCGGAUGUUGUCCCUAAAAUAAUAGAAAAUAUUUUCGCUGAAAGUACUCCCAAAUCUGACGAGACAAAUGAGACAGUUCAUGAAGCUAAAAAGAAAUUAGAAGAAGAUAAUACGCUAAAAUUGAAACAAAUGUUAAACAAAGAUACAAAAUCGCCUCGUGUAGCUUUAAAAGAUAGAGUUUUUAGGAAUGUGAGAAAUUUAAUAGAAAAAUCAUCACUUACAUCAAAUUGUAAAGAUUUAUCACACAGUUUAAUUCAAAUAGAAAACGUCCCUAAAACACCAGUCGCCACAGAACUAAACGUUGCUAAAGAAAUUAACUCUGCUCCAUCAAAAAUUAACACAGAAAGACCAUCCCGUGUGAAAAGAAAACCAAAAAAAUUUGAUGACACUGAGUUGUUUGGCUUGAAAAAACGAAGAAAUUCUUCAGGUCUAAAUGAUUCACAAGUUACAAACGAAUCUCAAUCUCAAUCGGACGAUGAUGAUGAUAAUGUUAAAGCCAACAAAAGUGUAGACUUAGCUUUUAAUAAUGAAACGCAGACAAAUGAUGUCAAAUCUGAAUUGAAAAUAUGUGACGAAGAUUUGAAUAAAUCUAAAGAAGUAGUUCAGAGUGGUGUUGUCUCUUUGCAUGAAAAUGAGAUUGGUAUUAAUGAUUCUAAUGAUAAUGGUAAAAAUGAUCCAUUUAAAAUUGCAGUAACAAUGAUUUCCCAAACAGAAAAAGUUGAUGACACAAGCUCAAAAUGUGCACAGGAUAAAAAAUCGUUGACAACUCCAAAAUCGGUAAGGAAGAAAGAUCCACAAGAGACUUCGUCUAAAAAAAACACUCUUAAGAGAUCUAGAAUUGAAAAGGAAUUGGCAAUAGAUACUGUUGAAGGCCAUCCAUUUUUGAAAACAAAUACAGGUAAAAGAUUAACUAGGAAAAAUCUUAUCAAUUCUACCACCAGGAGAACCAGUUUAGUUGAUAAAAUGAAUAAAUCUAUUAAAACUCCUAUUAAACAAGAUAAGAAAAAAGAUAAAGAAAAGACUAAAGAUGGCUCAGAAAAAGAGAAAACUAAACACGUAUCUGCUUUCGAUAAAGUUGAGAAUCUGCAAAAUGAGAAUGGAGUAGGAACAGAAAAGGAGAUGAUAAAAGAUGAUUCUCCGAAAAACAAAGAACUACCACAAGACAGAAGUGUUGAAUCCAUGGAAAGUGGUCCUUGCUCAGAGGAUAUAAUCGAAAGUUCUCAAGAUUCAACAGUGACUACCAUAAGUGUUAAAUCAGCAAAACCAGUGAAUAAGAAACCAUUAGUAGUUUUAGAAAAUCUUCGUUCACUUGAUGAAUAUGUCGGGAAAGAAUUAGAAACUCAAAAUUUGUUGGAAGUAGAUGCUCCAAAUGUAACAUUUAAUGAGAAUAAAGAAGAAACUAAAGAGGAUAUAGAAAUACCACAGAAUAAAACUGCUGAAGAAGUUCAUAACGAAAUAGAUUUAACUGAAACUAUGGAUACAGAGCCUUUUGAUAGUGAAAUUGUAGAUGAGAUUAUUGUGAUACAUGACGAUGCCCCUAUAAUAUCUCUAGAUACAGACUUUAGUGUCGUGGGACCAGAAACACAGGCACUUGCAGAAGCCGAUACAUUGCCAAAUAGUAUUGAUGAUUCUGCAGAAAUUCCGACAGAUAAAUCUGUUGUUGAGUUAAAUAGAAGUACAGUUGAUAAAUCAGAUUUAAAUAAAUUGAAUAUGGAAAAUGACAUCAAAGCGCAAGUUGUUACAGAAUGUAAUAAAAUUGAUAAAGAUGUAGACAUUACUGUACACGAAACAAUAGAAGUACCAUCAGAAAAAGAUAAUGACGCAUCUUCUCCAUUCAGAGAUGAUGUUCAAAGAAAACAGGAUUUCUUAGAUAAUACAUUUGAGAUAUCGCCUAUCAAGACUAUGAGUCCUGAUAGAGAUAAAAAAUCACCAUCGCCAGAAACCAGUAAUGAUUAUGUUGUUAUUAAGUUGUCUUCGCCAGUGCAAAGUAAUGGGGAGCCAUUUGAGAAGUUCGAUUCGCCGGAAAUAUUUACUGAAGAGAAGAUAUCGCCAGAGAAACGGGAUCAAUCGCCCCCCAGAGAUGCUGUGGCUGUAAAUACAAGCCCGAGUUCAAGUUUAUCUUUAAAGAAACAUCGACCUCAAGUAAGAAGUGGCGGUCGCGCUGCGCAAAUGUUGGGUCUUUGCGUGCCUGAUCGAUUACAGACCCUUAAAAGUUCUGAAAGGUCAGAUCUUGAGGAACCUAAAAGGAAUAGUAGUACAUUGUCUACACCUGCAAGAAGGAAUUUGAGAAUGUUAUACAAUUCUGUCGCCGAUAAUGGUGAAAAUUUAGAAGACAAUGAAGACAGUGAGAAUUUUUUGAAAUUAAAAAGAUCUUUGCCUACAGCAGAUAGUAGCCCAUCCGUACCUAUACUGAAAAGGAAAUUGGUUGAUAUUACUGACGAGGCUACAGUUUCCCCUGCCAGCAAAAGGAAACGAGUUAGCUUUCACGACCCUCCAGUAUCAACCACAAUAUCGGUACAUAAGUAUAUAGAACCCUGUGGCAUUAGAUCUCCGCAAAACUCUGCACUGAAGCGUCAAGAGAGACAAUUGAGGUCACAGUCUAAUAUGAAGUCUCAAAAAAAACUUGACUCUGUAUUUAAGUUGGAUACAGUUCUAAACAAGGCUGUUGAAAGUUUUGACGACUCUGAAAAGAAUUUGAGCUCAGAAGAUACUCAAAUGACUUCUUUGGAUGAAACUCCAGUGGCAGAAAUAGUCAAGACCAGUGAUCUUAAUGAUACAGACCCAAUAUGCCCUGAUUUAGUUCAUUGUACUGACCCGAUAGAUGCUAUCGCUUCAGAGUUAUCCUCUCCAGCCACAAAGUUAAUGUUUUUGAAGGAAUUAGAGGGUAAAAUUGUGACAAUCGGUGAUCUGGCAAAGAUGACCGAACUGGAAGUUAAUAGGUUAUGUAUUAAGGCUCCUAAAGUAAAGAUAGCAAAGAAGGUUUUGACUGAUUAUGCUUUGAAGAUGGUUCUUGUGGAUCAAGAAAAACAAAUUGUACAUGAAGCAAUUGAAAUGCAAGAACCGCCUAAAGAAAUUGUACCUGAGACUCAAAGAUGUGAUGCUGAAAUGCAAACUAAUAAUGUAGUGUAUAGUGAUACGGAAAUGCAGACAGAUAUCAAAGACUUUGCGUCGGUGGAUAUGCAAACUGAUAAUAAAGCCACAGCACAGAGCUACACGCAAACAAUACAAUCUGGAAGCAAUUCGACGGAAUUUGUAAUUGCGUCGUGUCUGACUGAACGACCAGAUUUCAUUGAAGAAUUGAAUAAAAAACUGCCAGAUACAUCGAAACAGGAGAUUGUAGAUAGCGUAUCAUUCGAUGUUCUCAAAAAUUCAUUCCUGAAUAAAAUCACCCACGACAAUAGUUCGGGUGUAAUAAAUGAUGUAUUAGAAAAGACUGUAUCUGGUGAUACAGAUUUGAGGCGUUUCCAAACAUAUCUCAGUAAAACAUAUAAGCCUAGAGAACUUAUCCUAUUUUGCAGUGAGUUAUUGCACAAGAUACAUGAUAAAUCUAUGCUCAAAUGAGAUACAAUAUUUGUAUGCAUAUACAUAGGUUUAAAUGAUUUAUUUGAAUCGUAAAGUUUACCAUUGACAUAUCUUUUUAAAGAUGGUAUUAAAUAUGUCAUAAGGGGAAAGAUCAGAAACGCCUAAAUUGGAUUAUCCUAAAAAAUACGAUAUUUAAAGCUUUAUUCCAGUUAAUUACAAAUUUGUUGUACAAAUUUUAACUUGUUUGAUCGUCGAGUUCCAAUUGCUUUAUUGGAAUAAAUCUUGAAAUAUAUGUAUACGUACAUUUUAUGUUUAAUCUUUAAUUGUUAGCAUUAUUAAAGUUAAUUAUUUCGUAAGUAGGAUUAAGAAAACAAAAACAAAUGUUAUCAAAAAUUAUUUAUUUCAUAAAACAAGAUCAUAAUAUUUACAAUAUCAGUCAUGAUUCGUCGACCUUUUGGUCAUACAAAUUAGUUCAUCCAUACAAACCUCUUAUUACCACGAAAUGCAAUGGCGAUUAUCCUAUAUUGUAUGAAUGAAUCUCUAUUGUGAAGUGGUAAAAUAGUAAGUAACAUUAUGUCGAUAGAGUCUACAUGCGUGUGAAUUCUGUAAUUUAUUUUAUAGAACGAACGAACUUACAUCGAGGGUUCGUACGCAGUCAGCAGCCAUUAUCAGAGUUCUUUUUAAGUGUCUAUUUCAUGUAAUCAAUAUAUCUAGAAAUUUACCUUCACUUAUUUCAAAGUGUGUCCUUGUCUUGUCUUUUGGUAAUUUUUCUAAACGCAAGAAUGGAAAAAGUCUUGGAAAAUUUGUUUUACUUGAUUAGCUCUUUUUGGAAUUGCAUCAGGUCUAUAAUAGAUGAAAUUUUCAACAUCACCUGACGCGUGUCAAUGAAUCUUUAUGUGAAUCUGAAUUUGAAUGUUGCUAUCAGCGUGUAAACCCUAUCAAACAAGCGAAAUCACGAAAUAUAUUUUUUACAUGGCAGCAAGAUAUAUCACACAAAUAUUUACAGGAAACAACUAUAGACAAGUAACCUUAAAGCUUUAAUAUAUAACACCAAGACACUUAGCUUAUGUAUAACACACUUAUAUGUACACAAUCGAAAGAAAAUAACUUAAAAUCAGAGUUUGUA